GGCCUUUUCUCUUAACUCCUUCACACGCAACUUCCCAGGACUUCGUCGAGAUCUCAUGGAGAUCGUAGGGAACCCCGACAUCUGCUUCAGGGUGCUGGAGAUGUGCGACGUGAGUUCAGCACGGGAGCUGUGCUUUGUGUUGCUGGCGAGUCGGCAACACCGUGGGUACGGAGCUCAACAGCCACAAAUGUGGGAGCAGCUAACGGCCUUACACUUCGGUUGCGUGCGCCAUUUCGAUCCAUUGUCUCCGUUUGUAGAGCUGCCGCAAGUGGUCCGGAACCCACAAUGGCACGAACCAGUUCUCCGACAAGCUGACGAGCUAUCUCUUCCAUGCCGCGAAUUCCUUGAGACGUCCAUGGAGCAUGCGUUGUUUGCGUCGAUGUCGGUGUUUCCAGGGGACAUUGGACAUGUCACGUUGAUCAAUGACCAGCCCAUUGACUGCUUGGUGUUUCCAACGAACUCGUCCUUGGUUAACUUUGGCAUUGGGGCCGCAGGCGCGAUCUUCAAUCGAGCGGGCCCAGAGUUGAUGGCUCUCGUGCGAAGCAAUCCGUACCAAGACAUCCGCCGACGCACGACCGAUGCCGUGGUCACGCCAGGGUUCAACGCAGGGGUGGAUUACUUGAUCCAUUGCGUAGGCCCAUCUUCCCAUCGCCCUGAUUGCGAAGAAAACUUGUACAAGACGUAUUUGAAUGCAUUUGCCAGCGCCCGGCGAGUCGGCGCGACGUGCGUCGCCGUUGCUUCCAUCUCCACGGGGUCCCUUGGCUUCCCUCCGAAACGCGCGGCCAACAUCGCCCUAUGUGCCUACCGCGACUUCAUCAAAUGCCACCGAUGGCAGGCCACGGUCGGCAUCGUGUGCUAUGAACGGACGAUCCUGGACGCCAUGUCGAACGAACGAACUCGGAUUUUACGUCAAUUUAACGACGGCUGCUUGGCCAUUCCGUUCGCCGACGAAGAACUCGCGUACACGACCCUGCCGCCGAUGCCACCGCCGCCCACCCAUGCACUGACCACGUGAAUAAUAGUACAUGGAUAUUAUUUACGACACAAUCAUGGAGUGUAUUCUUGUCCG
Molecule: messenger RNA, 1069 nt
Organism: Aphanomyces astaci
Lineage: Eukaryota; Oomycota; Saprolegniomycetes; Saprolegniales; Verrucalvaceae
Exons: 1
Coding region: 56-1015 (319 amino acids)
Source: RefSeq, a predicted model, not a curated record